Messenger RNA from Homo sapiens (human), 2344 nucleotides. RefSeq names its product negative regulator of P-body association (gene NBDY). The transcript has 3 exons. The record is from RefSeq and is marked validated. NCBI's taxonomy places the organism in Eukaryota, Metazoa, Chordata, Mammalia, Primates, Hominidae. Gene Ontology annotation, cellular component: P-body. Bases 112 to 318 code for a protein of 68 amino acids.
GAAACAGGAGGAAGCCAGCUCUGUGCCUGGAGGGGACUCGCCGCCAUCUCAGGUCUCUUGGCUUUGCCAGGGCCCACCGGAGAAAACUGACGACCCGUUUCUGUAAUCCUUAUGGGAGACCAACCUUGUGCCUCCGGGAGAUCCACUCUCCCACCUGGAAACGCACGGGAAGCCAAGCCUCCAAAAAAGCGCUGCCUCCUCGCUCCGCGUUGGGAUUAUCCGGAAGGAACUCCCAACGGAGGUAGUACCACUCUACCCUCCGCACCUCCUCCUGCAUCAGCCGGCCUGAAGUCGCACCCUCCUCCUCCGGAGAAGUAGAGAAAUAAAUUUCUCCCACCCUAAACCAGUCUUUGAGUGAUUGCAGUAUGACUCCAUUUCCCUGGUGCAUUCAUAUAAUAGUUCACCUGGUGAAAACAAUGAAGAUUAUUUACAAUGCUACCCUGCUUUUUCUGGUGUCCUGAACCUGGAAGUUGUGCUUUUUAAGUCUUAUGAUGUAAUCAGCGCGAUUUCACUUCCUGAAUUUCGAUGAAUUCUAAGACAUGGGCAAGAUCGGGUUGUAAGACCUCUGAGAUUUAAGGCCAUGCCCUGGAUCAUGGUGAACUUACCAAAGCAAACAAUGCCUGUGAGAUGGUCCUGCAGCAGCCAACCAGUGAACUCUUUUGGUGACAUCCUGUUCUUGUUGUAUAACUUUAUAUUCCUAUAAAUCCAUUAAGGCCCCAAUAAAGUUUGUCUCUAAGCGCUGUGUUAGAUCUAUAUGACUACAUCUAGUAAAUUGUGAAUUUUAAGUAAAUAUUUUAUAAGAACUCCUAUGUAAAGCAUUACUAAAAUUAGUGUUGAAAUAUGACCUUCUUCCUACAUUUAUUCAUUUAUUUAUGUCUAUUUAUUCAUUUAUUUUAGUGAAAAAUAUAAGGAAAGUAGAGGAAGGUUAAAUCCAAAAAAGAAUUGUUUCCAGUACACUUUCUUUAAUUUGCUGUCAGUUUUUGCAUGGAAUCUACAUCUUUUUAUGCUAAUCCUCAUCCUAGUAUUUUACAUCUUAACUAUUUUUUUCUGACUGAAAUGGUUGAUGUGCUUGUUUUUUGUAAUUUUCUACUUUCCUUCUAAAAUGCUUAGUAUUGAACAAAUAGAAUAUCCUAAUUAAAAACAGUAAUAAAUAUUAUGGUGAAAAAAUACAAGUAAAAUGGGAAAACAUUAGAUAGCAGCUUUCAAUAUUUCAUAUAGUUCAUAAAUGUUUCAGGAAUUACAAGGUUAUAGAAAAAAAUUUAUAGACUAUAAUAAUUUCCAGGGAUAUAAAAAAAUAAAGCUUCUACCUUUGAAUUGUAAUAAUAAAAGAUAAACAGACUUGAAAGCAUAUAUUAUAUCUGAAAAUGUCAGAUAAACUUGGCUUAUAAAUUAAAAUAUAAAAUAAUAAUACAAUUUGUUCAAAUAAGUAAUUAAAGCUUACAUUGUAAAAUGAAUAUUUAGAGAGAUUGUGAAACCUGAGUAUUUUACCCAAUCCUCUGAAAUUAGUCCCUAGCAUCAGAAUUAAAGAAUCUGAAAAAUCACAAAUGGAGGUAUGGUGACAUUUAUGUAUAUUCUAGAGUUAUGUUAUGCACACUUAAUAAAUUAUAGACAGUUAUUUUAAAGAUUGUAUAAUAUUACUAAUCACACAUUAGAGUUUUAAAACUUCUGAGCCAGGCUGAACAUCACAAACAGUAAACACAGACUUCUUUAAAAGGACAUCUGGUGAAAGGCAUUUUAUGCAUCAGAAGGCACAGUAUUAUAAAGAUGACAACACUCUUCAAAAUAAUCAAACUAUUCAAUGCAACCCUUAUCAAAAUUAAGGUUGCCUACUUUGAAGAAAUUUAUAACCUGAUUCUAAAGUUCAUAUGAAAAUGUAAUGGACCCAGAAUAGCCAAAACAAUCUUGAAGUAUACAAAGUUUGAAGAGUCACAUUUCCAAAUUUUAAAACUUAUUACAAAGCUACAAUAAACAAGUCUAUGUGGUACUGGCAUAGGAUAUAAAUAUUGAUCAAUGAAAUAGAAUCCAAAGUCCAGACAUAAGCCCUCACAAAAGUUAAUUUGCAGCCAAUUAACUUCUGAGAAGGAGGCAAGACAAAAGGGGAAAUAACUAUUUUCAAUAAAUGGUACUGGGACAACUUGGUAUCUACAUGCAAAAAAAAAACAAAAAAACAAAAAACUUCCACCCCUACCUCAUGCAAAAUACAAAAAUUAACUCAAAAUAGGCCAAAGACUCAAAUAUAAGGGUUACACUAUAAAACUCUUGGGAGGAAAUAUAGAAUAAAUUUUUGUGACCUUGAAUUAAGUAUUAGAUUUUUAAUUCUUACACCAAAGCACAAGUUAAUAAA